AUUGGUAAUUCAUGCUGUUAGGAGUGUCCUGUCCUGAUUGCAGUUCGAAUUUCCAACCAUUCAUCCUAGUCAUAGUCAACAUGAAUCCACAGGGAGGUUUUCCACAAAUGGAUACAGAAGCCACAGUCAAGCAGUUCAAAGAAUUUUUAUCACAGUAUAACAGAUUGACAGAAAUGUGUUUCAUUGACUGUGCAAAAGAUUUCACUACAAGAACUGUACUGAAAGCUGAAAAUAACUGUGCCCUAAAUUGCUUAGAAAAAUAUCUUAAGAUGACACAAAGGAUUUCACAAAGAUUUCAAGAAUAUCAGCUGCAGCAAUCUGAAGCAACAACACCUGUAAGAAAUGUGUCGGGGACAUGAUCUUAACAUUCAACUAAACUGGAUAUAGCAACGUAAUCACAUCAUGAUACUUAAAAUAAUAAAAUACUUUAAAAAAAAUUUAUAUCCAUUAAA
Molecule: messenger RNA, 452 nt
Organism: Mytilus californianus (California mussel)
Lineage: Eukaryota; Metazoa; Mollusca; Bivalvia; Mytilida; Mytilidae
Product: mitochondrial import inner membrane translocase subunit Tim9-like
Exons: 4
Coding region: 12-359 (115 amino acids)
Source: RefSeq, a predicted model, not a curated record